Messenger RNA from Owenia fusiformis, 818 nucleotides. The record is from the annotation of a GenBank genome assembly. NCBI's taxonomy places the organism in Eukaryota, Metazoa, Annelida, Polychaeta, Sabellida, Oweniidae.
UAUCAAUAAUCUUGAAAAGUCUUACACGCUUAAUGAGAGUCAUCAAAGCAAAUAAGCCUUUCAUAUCAACGAAGCAGACCAAAAUUUUAAUAACCAAAAAAUCAAUAAAUAACCUAACGAUAUUGACUUGUAAUUUUCUCUUGGCCUUAUGUGAUGUAUAAAUCUGGCAUUUCACAGACAUUAUGAGCACAUCUCUCAAGAUGCAAGCAGAUUCCACUCAAUCUGACAUGCCAUCAAAAAGGGCCAAGACAAAAUCAAAGAAACGUAAAAAAUCCACAUCUGAAGACAGAAAAAAGCUGGAGAAGGCGAAACGGAUGAAAAAAUCAGCUCCUAAGAAGAAGGCAAAGCGGGGAACUAAUGAAGAUGAUGAUGAAAAUCUCAGUGAUGACAGUGACCUUGACCUUGAAAAAGAAGUCCUGCCGAUCGGGAAGUUCAUCAAAAAUAGAGAGACUCUGAUUAACGAAAUCUUCCACUCAUUGAGGGGUUCCCGCUUGGGCAACAUGGUUCCCGACAUCUUAAAGUCAGUCAGCCAGGAUGAACUGAAGAAACUUUGUCUUGAGCAGCUUCUCAUCAUGUCCCGCAAACGCAUCAAAAGAAUCAUUGACGGUGAUGACCCAGACUUUAUAUCAUCAUCAGGAACAGAGGAUGAGUCUUCAGAUGAAGAGGCUGUUCUGGAAGAAGAAGCUGUUGUGGAUGAAGAGCUGGAUGGUUGGGAAUACAACCCUGAAGGUGAAGAUGCUGUUGCUAAUGGAGAUGACGAGGAUUCUGAAAUGGUUGACUCCACUAACAUAGAGGUAGCAGACAAUGAUGCUGAACAG